GUAGAAGAAAUCCUUCGAACAAUCGGCCUAUGGAACCACAGAGAAACCAUGUCACAAAAUCUCUCAGGGGGACAGUCUAAACGCCUUUCAGUCGCAUUGGAAUUAGUGAACAAUCCUCCCAUCAUAUUUUUGGAUGAACCAACAACGGGUCUUGACGUAGUGUCCAUCCGUCAACUCGUCGUUUUACUUCGCCUACUCUCGCGACAAGGAAGAACAAUAAUAUGCACUAUACACCAGCCAUCCGCCUCUUUGUUUAGUCUCUUUGACCGCGUGUACGUAUUGGCUAGAGGACUUUGUUGUUAUCAGGGUGCUGCACCUUUAUUAGUGCCAUUUUUAGCAGAAAUAGGCCACGUAUGUCCAAAAACUCACAAUCCUGCAGACUUCGUACUAGAAACCCUCCAUGGUAAUACUGAAGCAAGUGCCCAAAUGUCUGAACUAUGUCAAAAUGGAAAACUUUGUAGAAAACUUGAUCGAAUGACACUAAAAGGCGGACGGAAGCCAGUUUUACAUUCGGACGACUCAAUCCAGAGGAUAUUUGUGGAGCAUGUAGCGAAAGAACAGUUACAAAAAAUGGAGUUCCCUACAACAUUCUUGACGCAAUUUAUCAUCCUAAUUAAAAGAAUGUUCUUACAGAUGAGACGAAACAAACUAAGUUUAUGGAUUCAGCUGUUACAUCAUGUGAGUGCAGCAGUUCUUUUAGGAGGCAUAUUCUUUCUUAUUGGAAAUGACGGGAAUGUACCUAUUGUCAACUUUAAAUUCUGCCUCAGUUGCGUUGUGUUCUUUAUGUACACUUACGUCAUGAUUCCUGUUCUACUAUUCCCAAUGGAAAUUCGUAUGCUAAGGCGAGAAUAUUUCAAUCGCUGGUACAGUUUAAAGGCGUAUUAUGCAGCCCUCACACUAUCGUCGAUGCCCUUGAUGAUGUGUCUCGGAACAUUAUUUAUAAUUAUCUGCUAUUUAAUGUCUGGACAACUACUAGAAAUGGACAGAUUCAUUCUAUUCGCAAUUAGUGGAUUAUUAACGGCAAUAUGCUCGGAAGGACUCGGACUACUUGUCGGCACUACAUUCAAUGUUACUAAUGGUUCCAUCGUCGGUCCAGCAACGGUUGCGCCGUUACUCGCUCUUUGCUGCUACGGAGUAGGCUUUGGCCCAUUCAUCGAAGCCAUAAUGCGGUUUUUAAUGUCAAUAUCAUAUCUACGCUACGGCUUAACUGGUUUCUGCCUAGCGUUAUACGAUAAACGUCCUCUAAUGGAAUGCAACACCGAUUUCUGCUUAUAUGCAGAUACUAAUCUACUAUUAAGGGAUGUAGGAAUGGCUAAUGAAAAAUAUGGAAUACAAAUCGUCGGUCUAAUAAUUUUUACAAUGUUACAUAGAGGUGCUGCUUACUUCGCACUGAGGUACCGUUUGACCACAGAAUUUACUAACAAAUUCAUGACUUAUAUUAGCAAAUUUCUAAAACACAGA
Brenthis ino (lesser marbled fritillary) is the source of this 1461-nucleotide messenger RNA. The record is from the annotation of a GenBank genome assembly. NCBI's taxonomy places the organism in Eukaryota, Metazoa, Arthropoda, Insecta, Lepidoptera, Nymphalidae.